UUUGCAAUUUAACAUCUGAUAGAAGCUGGACAAAACUUCUUGGUAGAUGAAGUCGUCUUGCAUCCUUUUCACUCUGCCUUGUAUGUAUAUGCUGUUUGAGGCCUCUUUUGAAAGACAAUUUCUUGCCCCAAAAAAAAGAGCUAUGAGCACAAAGAAAAAACUUUCAGCGAUGGGAAAGUUGCCUGAGUGACGAGCAGCGACAGUUUGUGAUUGAUGGUGUGGGUCUGUGAGCUGUAAUGCUGCUCUCACUGCAGUCAUUAAAGCCUGAUGGUGAGACUGAUGGCUGCACUGUCUGCAUGCUUAAGCCACCUUUACUCUUGUCUGUAUUUAAUAGAAGAACUGGGAUAGAUCAGCACUUAGGGCGCAUUAAACAGCAUAGUGUUGCAUUAUUUUUAUGACGGGUGAGUUCCCAUGUGAGCUCGUACAUCUGGCGUGUUUGGUUGAGUAGAGUUGACCCUCGCAUCGACAGAAUUGCAAAAAUCCACAUUUGCGCGGAUGAAGUAACUAGUUCCUGUCCCGUUGACGCAUAAAAGCUAUAUGAUAUUAGAAGGAUAGAGUGUAAAAUGUAGGAUGGUGGCAUUCAAAAAGCACAAAAAAUUUCCCACAUUUUAGCUAAGUGUCACAUUUUUCUGUUAGCAUACAACUUUAGCAUUGAGUUCUUCCGCAGCUCUCGGACUGAGAUUUCUGUGUAUUUUUGGAAUAGCAUUGCGCUGUUUCAGAAGCUGUUUGACUGCUUGACAUUAAGGAAAAAUCCAUUUGAAGUCUUUAACUUACAUAAAGCCUCCCCGGCCAUCGAAAUGCAUAUCUGGCCCACUUUCUCAGCCCGUUCACAGACCAAUGUUUUACCUCUCAACAAUUGAUUUGCUCCCCGCCCCCCUUUCCUACUUAAACUGAGUCCAUUACAUUGGUGCAGACUCAUCAGUAUGUGAACUCAUAUUCUUCUUUACUCUCAUUAUCCUCCAACACAGCAUAAUCAUGCAGCGACUCAGCAGCAGUAGGACUCGUGGAAAAAGUAUUCGACGCAUGCAUGUGAGCUGCCGAGGCCGCCGGCAGCAGCAUGUACCUCUGAGGCGUGCAGUGCACCUCUGCAACACGGAUAUUCACUUUAGCUUUAUUACGAUGCCAUAAACGAAGCACUGUUUUUACAGUCGCGCUUGUUCUCGUUGUUUUUUCCAGCUCUGAGUGGAGCCCAUCUCAGUUAUUGAGUGUUCGCAUCGCCCAAAACAAACCCAGUAGACACGAGCAGCGCCACACAGGGCAGGGCUGGCUCCUUCACUCUAAGUGCUGUUCAUAUCCCAGCCAUCAGCAGAUGCGGAUCAAUGCUUGGUUUUACAGUUUUGCAUCCUUGAAAUGACUGCGCAAAUAAAGACCGCUUAGACUGUCAAUCAGAGACUAUUAGUAAAGAAAUUCCUUCAGUAACAGCCCACCCACACCACCGACCUCAAACACACAUGUAACACUAACACAGCCCAGGACGGAGCAGACGGAGUGAAGGGGAGCCCAGAGUUGAUGGUGUUGUUGGUCCUAAAAUGAACCAGGAUGUGAAAUAUUGCUGAGUAUCAACCGAGAUGGAUCAAGUGGAGGCAACUUUGGAUGAUUUGGGGCAACUGAGAACCUCUGAUUUUAUAUUUUGCUCUUGAUGGACGGUGGACCUGUUCACUUAACGAAGCAAUCCCUCUGUUUGCUUUUGUCCUAAUUGGUCAGCGGUUCAAGUCUGGCAAUAACUGCUGAUGCUUGUACAACUGCACUGAUUUAAAAAAUAAAAGGAGGCGACUGGAAGAAGGAGAUGGUCGGCAGCAGGUGAUGUCUGCAGAUGAAAGCUGCUCAGUUUUGAAUCAGAGGAAGGUUUGCUAGAAUCAAGGAUUUUUUUUUUUGGAAGAAGGUUUUGCAGAGGUGACAUCUAAUGCAAGGCAACAAUGGGUUUGGAUGGCAUGGAAGUAAUUGCCAUUAUUGUUGUUAUUGGACUAUUUAUUGUGGUGCUCAAACAGUUUGGGAUUUGGGAGCCGUUGUCGCUGGAAGACAGCUGUGACAGCGAUCUUGAGCUCUCGAUGGUGCGUCACCAGCCUGAAGGCCUCGAGCAGCUCCAAGCCCAGACCCAGUUCACCAGGAAGGAGCUGCAGUCGCUUUACAGAGGCUUCAAGAACGAAUGUCCCAGUGGACUCGUGGAUGAAGAAACAUUCAAGACCAUUUACUCACAGUUCUUCCCUCAAGGAGAUGCGACCACAUAUGCACAUUUCUUGUUCAACGCGUUCGACAUGGACAGAAAUGGUUCCAUCCGGUUUGAGGACUUUGUGAUAGGACUGUCUGUGUUGCUUAGAGGCUCUGUCACGGAGAAACUCCGAUGGGCUUUUAAUCUGUAUGACAUCAACAAGGACGGCUACAUUACCAAAGAGGAAAUGUUGGCAAUAAUGACGUCCAUCUAUGAUAUGAUGGGCAGGUACACUUUACCCAGUGUCAGGGACGAUUCCCCCUUUGAGCACGUGGAGAAAUUCUUCCAGAAAAUGGAUCGUAACAGAGACGGAGUGGUGACUAUAGAUGAAUUCAUAGAAACCUGCCAAAAGGAUGAAAACAUAAUGGCUUCCAUGCAGCUCUUUGAGAACGUCAUCUAGUUUGUGCAGAAUAACUGGAGAGCAGUAACGCUCAUAGUGCUUCCAGCUGCAGCCUCCUGAAUAAUUCCAUUCAUCCUGAAGAGGAAAAACUGAGUCAUGCAACACAUUCAACACCAACUUUCCAGUCAAACUGUUCAGUGCAGAGAAAAGUCACCAAAUCACCUGAAGAAGAAAUGUUUCUUUGCAUGACAGUUUUAUUUUGUGUUUGAAGGAAACCAAGAACAUGUCAUCAGAACCAGAUGAGCACGAGUUUAUGCCUGACCUUAAAAAAAGCAUGUGAUGCAACACACUCUGAACACAAACAAGGGGGAUUAUUUCUCAGCACUUUGAAACAAAUGAGGAACUUUGUUACUGUAUUGUAAAAAUAAAAGUUUGCUUCUGGUUUUUAGAUUUUCACAUGAACAUGAUGCCCAGUCCUUCUUUUGUUGACCUAAAACCUGCUCAAAUCAACCUUUACUUGCUGGUAAUCCUGUUGAACCUCCUCUAUUUUAUGUUCUAGUUUCAGAAAAGCAUCUGGUUUGUGCUCAGACUUUUCCACAUUUUUAUCUUCUUUCAGCUUCUGGGGCAACACAUGAUCUGUGAAAGCAGUGGGAUGAUCACUUCCAAAUGAAAUGCGUGAUAAAUUGCAUUAUUCACCCUGUAUGGAUUUUAAUAUCUAGCAAGUGAUUACAUCAGAUUCGCUGCAUUGUAUUUGAUGUUGUGUAACUGUAAAGCUGCAAAAAAAAAAGCAAUAAAUUAAAGUUUGAAGCAA
Messenger RNA from Acanthochromis polyacanthus (spiny chromis), 3360 nucleotides. RefSeq names its product calsenilin-like. Lineage: Eukaryota; Metazoa; Chordata; Actinopteri; Pomacentridae. Gene Ontology annotation, biological process: regulation of potassium ion transmembrane transport; negative regulation of transcription by RNA polymerase II. Bases 1917 to 2609 code for a protein of 230 amino acids. The transcript has 8 exons. The record is from RefSeq and is a predicted model, not a curated record. Gene Ontology annotation, molecular function: DNA-binding transcription repressor activity, RNA polymerase II-specific; calcium ion binding; potassium channel regulator activity. Gene Ontology annotation, cellular component: nucleus; voltage-gated potassium channel complex.